Daphnia pulex (common water flea) is the source of this 6950-nucleotide messenger RNA. It is a transcript of the gene wake, whose product is annotated as ankyrin repeat and fibronectin type-III domain-containing protein 1-like. The coding region runs from base 2190 to 6092 and encodes 1300 amino acids. NCBI's taxonomy places the organism in Eukaryota, Metazoa, Arthropoda, Branchiopoda, Diplostraca, Daphniidae. The transcript is spliced from 17 exons. Gene Ontology annotation, molecular function: protein binding. Gene Ontology annotation, biological process: signal transduction; regulation of establishment of bipolar cell polarity; establishment of mitotic spindle orientation. The record is from RefSeq and is a predicted model, not a curated record. Gene Ontology annotation, cellular component: spindle.
AGUUGCCCCAGCAGCCAUUGCCACGACAACAGGGUGUCCAUUGUAACGAUUGGAUUAAAACGUCAAUUGCCCACUGAGCCCCUCUCUCACUUUGGCCCAUGACAAUGGCAACCCCCCUAUACUUUUUCGUCGACACAUUCGACUGCUCAUCGAAUUGUUUGGUCUUUUUUUCACUUUUUUUCCUCCUAUUCAUUGCGCUCGUUUGUAUAAUCGAAUUGUUGUCUGGCUACUCUGUGCUUUGUAGAAGAGCAAGAGCUGUGUAAUCAGCGUCAAAACAAGGGGGCUAUUUUAUGGCCGUCGUUUCACUGGGGAAACAACACACCAACUGCUGGUAAAAGAAGAAGCCAAUGGUCGGUUGUUUUUAGUUUAGACUGUGGAGCCCCUCUCAAAGAAGGAAAAAGUGUUUACACCGGGAAACACGAUGUUUUUGUUUUGCCCAUUUCUCAAGGUAUUUUUUUCUGUUUUUUUACACGGUCGCAACCUUCUAGCAUUCCCGCAAUGUUGUUGUUACUGCCAAGUCAACCGAUGAUGGCCGUUUAUUUUUUCUUCUCAAGAAUCGUCGAGAUCUGCUGCCCGCCAAAUAGAAAAGUCACGAUCCCCCGCAACGUGAUCCAACUCGUUUAACUUUUUUUUGGGAAACGAUGACUAACCGUGGCACAAAAGAGAGUUGUUGUAUAUGAAUCUCUUCAGCAGUGUUGUUGUUGGGUGUUACACACGAAUUUUUUUUAAAGAAUAGCCAUUACGAAAUUACAGCCAUUAGCUGCAUGGGAAACGAGCGUCGAAAUUUGUUUCUCUUAUAUCCCAAAAAAAGGAAAACGCCUCUGUGUUGUCUUGUUGUAAGAGUGUUUUCUAUUUUACCAGUUUGAACAACAAGGGCGAAGCGUCUCAGGUUACUCAGGACGGUCUUAAACAAAGAAAUCCCAGUGGAUUGGAUAGUUUUCGGCAUCUCUGUCGCAUUUCCCCCCUCCAACAAUCGACGUCCAAUUUUCGACGCAACAUUCUUUUUAAAUAAUAAAAUAAUCAUUUGUUUUUCUCUACCGGAAAAAAAAGGGAAAAAAUCCAGUAGGGCGGGGGAUUCAAGGAUAUUUGAGGGGGGAGGAGGUCUUGUAAUGCGGAAGAAUGAUUAUGCGAUUACUCAUUCCGGUAGUCAUUUCUUUAUAUAGGGCUUUGCUAUUUUUGGGUUUAUUCCAAAUACAAUAGUUUAAUGACGAAUUUUUAUCGACUUAUCACGCUUCUGCUGCUGACGUCUCUACGAAUUUUUCUUCCUUUUUUCUACGAGAAAUAUUGGGAGAUUGCGCGAACGCUUAUCAGAACCACAUGUGGUUACUGCUGCUGCCUUGGCGGUUUCCUCUUCCCUUGUACCAACUUACAGAGAAAAAAAGGAGCGAUAGACCCUUAAACUCUGGUCAGUUCCAGUUUCCUUUCACGCCAACGUCUUUCUCACACCCGUUUCUUUUUUCGACUUCUCCCCUAAACACAAACCCGACGGCGCCCCCGUCAACUAUUUGUGUUUUAUCUCGCGACUUUUGUUUAUGCCAUAUACGCACUACUCGGAUGUGUGUUGUGCAGUGCCGUAUGUUUGUCUUCCAACUUGUUCAGAACUUUGGUCCGCCCUCCUACGGACAAGUUCUUUCUCCUUUGUCUCUCAUUCGUUCAUCGGUGGUGAAACGCUCGUGUUCCCGCCGAUGUCGAUUAGAGAAAUCUCCGUCUUAUAUAUUUUCACGUUUGUCGAUUAUUGUGGCCAACAACUCGGUGAACCGAAAAUCCGUUCCUUUUUUGUUUUUCUGUCUCCGGUGUUAUCUAUCGGUCGUGAAAUUUCGGUGGUUGAAUGUAUAAAUAUAUUCAACUGAGCUGAGCCGAGUUGCUGCGAAUGGGCGUUCCGAAAAAGAGGGCAAACCUCAGCCAGGAAAAAACAUAAAAAGAAAAAACAGCUCAAAAGAGGAAGAACAAAAGGCGGUGGUGGUGGUGGAUAAGCCGCUCUACUCCCCCGUUUGUCGACGACGAUAAAAACGGAAAUUUGGAAUGCGGAUUUCUCUUUUGAUUAGCCUUUUGGUUGUUUUUUCUCGUAUCGCCACCACUUGACGUCAACCAGUCCGCCAAAACGGCUGGGUCUCCUAUCGACUCCAGUCCGGAAAAAAAAGUUCACUGACUCGACCAAAUCAGUUCCGGUUUUUUUUUUGCUCACAAAAAUGUACACGACACUUCCCCGGCCGCCCAGAGUCUCAAAAGUCACGCACAGUUCUCUGGACAUUCCCCAACGAGCCAACAUGUCGCCGACAUCGGCUCCCGUCUCCUCCAGUUCCGACGGUUUCACCCGUUUUGAUUUCACGAAAACGUUGAGCCGAUCAGAGUCGAGAGUGAUGAUGCGUCAAGGCCGUCAGGGUAGUCGCAGCACCCAAGCAUCCAUCAGGCGGAAGAAUAGCGUUAGUUUGUUCUUUACUGGAGGUGCUGGUAGUGAUGAUUUGAGAAACAGUGGCGAUCAUUGGCAAGAGCUUCUAGUCGAUCCUGAAAUCCCAGGCGAAAUUCUCUAUAGGAAGAAAGAUUCAUCACUGGAAUUGCUGGUCCAUGGCCUUCACUUGACCAAAACGGACCUGAAGAAAAUGGAGAAACUGACGAAAAUCAAUAUUCAUCUGCACGCGCUGUUUGCUGCCGUCGAAUUUGGCCAGGUGGAAAAGGCCCGUGCUAUCCUGGAAGACAACGAGGUCGACAUUAACAGUUACAACAGUGACGGGCUGUCCUUGAUGGAUGUGGCCGUCCUGACGAACAAUACUGAAAUGGUCAAAUUACUCAUCCAACAUGGAGCCAGGGAGGGAAUGGAGUAUGGCAGUAAGGAAUCGCUGAAUUUGCAUCUGGUCCAACUGCUCAACGAAGCCGAGAAACAGUUGGAAGAGAAGAGUCAGCCGUCGUCCAGUCCGGUUCGAGUGGAUUUGGACAAACACGUCGCCCUCUGGAAACGGCGGGUGCGCAUUUUGCGCAAAAUGAAGUCGGGACUCGAACAGCUGAAGGUGCCCAACAGUCCGAACCAGGCCCGCGUCGAAGUUGUUGGAGAACAUUCUGCCCACAUUUGGUGGCUUCAGCCCGAAGUCGACUCUGGUGGCAUUUGCACUAAAUUUAAAGUUCAAUGGUCAACUCAUCCGGAUUUCGCCUUCCCCGGUGGCGAGUUGGAGGUGCGCGAUACGCAAAUCUGGAAGCGCGGCGGAGGAGCCGAAGAAUUUAACGAAGUCAACGUGACCGUCUCAUCUUGCCCGUCCAACUCUCGAUGCUACUUUCGUGUAGCCGCCGGCAACUUGUCCGGAUACGGGUCGUUCAAAACCACUCUGCCCUCAUCUGUCUUGUUAUCAGUCUGGCGGAUAAUCGACGGCCGAAAACCUCGUUUCGCUGGCCGCCUACCCAUUUUGGACGACCUAUUUAGCAAAGUGCGGACAUGGCGGCCUGAUUACGCCUCGGAAAUUCGACAGCUGGAAGACGGCCUCAACGAAGCCCCAAUGAAGCAGCGCAAGAAUCCAGCCAAACUCAACUUGCGGCAGUUCUUUGGCGCCAAUGUCAAAUUUCAAAAGAAUCUGCGCAGGGGAGUCUAUUUCGCUUGCAUCGUUUUCCACGAAGACAAGGUACUGGUGACGACCGAAGAAUUUCCGCCGGUCGUUGAAGUCGACGAUACUUAUCCAGCCUCGGUCAAUAACGAUUUCCACUGGCUCAUGAAGAUUGGCUGCACUUGGAGCGAUGUGAAAACACUCCGGCAAGAUAUGGAGCGCAGUUCCAGUUCCGCAAACGCCCACUUCCGUAUUAAACUACUUCAAGCAGCUGCUCAGCUGCAGAGCGCUUUGGGCUUGCAAGAUUUGGGUCAGCUUCACUACCAGCCACUGAAAGACAGUCAAGGGACCCUGGUGAUAUCGAGUACCUGUCAUUUGGCCAAUAUUAAGGCUGUGCCGUCGUCGUUGAAUUUCAAGUGGCUGCCACUUUCCAAACUUCAACAGCGACGAGUGGUGACAAACGAACAAGAGAGUACGGCCAGCGAUCUCCUCCUCGCCUCCCUACAGGAACAAAUCAACUUCAUGCAAGUCAGCAACAAACCUUUGCCCCGAGGACUCUACCUUGGCUACUUGAAGAUGAAGAGUUCGGUCGAUUUGAUUCGCGUUUUGGUGCCCAAGGACGCGCCCAAUCUCCUCCCGCAUGCGAAAAUACGAGACAAUCCGUGGGUGUCGAGUGAAGAGUGGCAGUGGAUCAAGAAAUUGGCCAAAAGUCAACCACAAAACAAAAAUUGUAAUCCAGAGAUGAACGACGGAGAUGGCGAUGGCAGUGAGGACAAGGCAGAGUAUUCGGUAAUGGACGGUCUGACGGGCAAACUGAACCUCCAGCCCAGCACGGCCCAGCUGCUCUUCCAAAGUCAAUUACAGAGGGCCGCCUGUCGAUUGCUGGGCAGUAUGGGCAUCGAAGGCUCGGUCAUGCAGCAUCGCAUUUACGAAGACGAAGUGAUUGAACUCAGCCCAGAUGUUUCCGUUAUCCUUUUGCUUCCGCCACCAGACAGUGUGUGCGCUGUAGCCGGUCAAAGCGAGGCGCUCUUCCAUCGGCCUGAAUUUCUUUCAGUUCCCGUUCAAGUAUUUGAAAUGAUUCAUCUGCGCACCUACCAGCGUGAUCUCAUCGGCCGCUAUUCUCGGCUUAGUUCCAUUUUGGAACUGGAUUCGAAUUUGGCACAGCUGGCCAUGCGCGAGGCUUUUUCGAGCGUGGAAUUGGCGGAAGCCAAGCAACGCUUCCAGCGGCUGCAAGAUGUUCAAGUUCAAGUUGACUCGACUUGGAGGGGAUCGCGUUGGAUCAUGGACGUUCUUUCGCUGGCCAGGGAUCGAACGAUGACUGGAGUGGGUGUGGCCAUUGCCGCUCUGUCGCAGCAAGUCGCUCCUUCCACUCCUCUUUUGCCUACACCGACCGAAUCCUCUGAGGAAUCCUCGAAGCGAACAAGGGAGAACUCGUUGAAGACGCCCAGCACUUGUUCGAGAUUGAUUCACUCGACAGUCUCCAAUAACGAGGGGCGAAUCAUGGGCGGCGGUACUCCAGGCGGAGGCAAACACCGGAUGCUCGUCAAAACGAAAAGUGAUAACAAGCUGUUGAGCAGCCGCAACUCCAUUGGGGAAUCACCAGCUUUCCUCCGCGUCAACACGGUCCGAUCUCGAACACCCGUCUGCCCUGAAUGUUCCGUUCCACUGGAUUUGCCCGGCUACGUCUCCAAUUGCGGAUCGUGUUCGUGCUCCAGAGCUCGUUACACUCAACCAGAAACGGGCGAAUUGUUUAAGCAACAGCACAGCCGCAGUAACGAAACGCUUCCGACUCCGCCGAUCCUCAUCACUCAAAGUGGAGCCCGCAAGUGCAUAUCACGAAGUGAAAAUCAGUUGAACAACCUGGAAUUUCAGCCUUUCCUGGACGCUGAAGGCACCGACGACAGCACUUUGCCAGUCUAUGCGGCGGCCGGCCAAGAGCAGGAAGAAGAGCCGAAAUAUGAGCAGUCAACUGACGAUCCUCCUGCUCCGCCGCCCACGAAAUUGCAGCGAGGUGGAUCGGGAGGCAAGAAAGGUCGUUCGACCGGCAGCAUGAGAUCAAACAGCCAGGAAAGUGAGUGCAGUCACCCGUCGAGAUCGAGUCAUACUCCUUCGUUGACGUCUUUGUCUUCGGUCGACGGCGAUCCCGAUUCGGGAAGCACGCGCUCGGCCGAUGUCGAAAGUGGUGACGCUUCUUCUACCAGCGGAAUCAUUCAGGUGUACGCUGCCUACGAAUCCGGUUUGGCCAACGGCACCAGCGUCAAAUUGCACGUGACCACCAGAACCGUCGCUCGAGAGGUAGUGGACCUGGUGGUUCGCCAGCUCAACAUGGCCGUAGGUUUGAAAGGGAAAGAUGGCCCCGUUUAUCCGGCAGAGGAGUUUAAAAACUUUUGCUUGGUGGCCGUCAUAGGAGCCAGGGAACGAUGUUUGCGAGACGACUUCCGUCCGCUCCAUCUUCAAAAUCCGUGGAAGAAAGGUCGUCUUUAUGUUAGACAAAAAAAGGACGUGCUGGCAGCCAUCGAACAAAGUGGGAGACAGCAAAAGCCUCCACCGGCCGCUCUCUGAUAAUAUCAACGUUACCUCUCAACUACUACGAAUCUCAAGUUGGUCCUUAAUAAAGCGGCCAACGUCACCCUCUUUUAGAUAAUCGUUCACAUCGUCCUUUACGUCACUGUUGACACAAGAUGAGUUUUGUUUGGAAUUGUAACCGGCGUGUCUGGCUGACCUUAGUUAUUCAGUCCAUCUCUAAUCCCAUGUGUUCUAUCCAAAUGGAUCUUUCAAGGGUAUAGACAAGGAGGAGGUUGUAUCAUUUCAUUGUCGUUUGUGAUCAUCUUUUCACAAUUUCCGUCACGUGCUAUUAGAAGAAAUCGGCACACAUGUCUAGUAGUUGAAACGAGGGGCGAUUUCUGCCUAAAAAAUACUUGAAUUAGACGUGUAAUUAUCGUUUUAUCUUGAUCGUGACAACAUAAUCUGUUGAUAUUUGCUCGUUAACUGUUUUGUACAAAGAAAAAUUCACGUCCACGACAGAUGGCAAUGAUCUCUUCUCAAGGGACAAAGGUGGUACAUACGGCUCGGUCAACUUGAUUUCCCACGUUGAUGUGCUCUUAGGGCACUGAUUGAUUGGUCACGGACUUUGCAUCCCCUGAAUACUCGUUUUAAUUAGCAGAGAUUUUGUUCUAAAAGUACAAUAACUAUCACCAAUACCCUAUCCUUUGUCAAUUGAAAUCAGUUUUUUCCUCCCCCCAGUUGUCAGAUCCUCCCCCGCUCCUCCCGUAUAGAUCCUGCGUGUUGAUUAUGACGCGCAUCACGAAUUGAUCGAGACGAUACAGGAAUGUGAGAAUAAGCAACAUGUUGAUUUAUAACUGCUGUCUGUGAUAAGAAUAAAUGCUGAAAUUAAUACAAAAGAUGUUCAUUUACUCAAAA